UGGCUAUUGUUGCAAGCUCUUCGUUAAUACUGGAGAUUCUACAGCGUUGUGUAUAUGUGAAUUGUGCAUAUAUUUCCGGAGCUUAGCGAUUUACCAGCUGAUUGAAUCCUGGAUGGGGGUCUUGGUUAUGUACACACAACAUUGGUUAUGUACACACAGGCACACACAGAUGCGAAGUAUAGGGCGCGGCGAAAUACGGUGGUGUUUUCAAACCAAACAGGCAGCAAGUUGGAAAAUAAACAUCUUGGCCCUCUUUGACUUCUUGCUCUCUUUUUCUUCACGUACCUACUCUAAGUUGUAGCCCUCAUUCAGUCAUUCUUGGAUGCAACAGCACACCCCUUGUUUGGAUUCGAUCGACCAAAGUUGUCUUCAAACGUGCUGUAAUAGACGAGUUUAUAUACAAUUAUCUUGAAUCCGAAAAUGUUAAGUGGACGUCUGAUAGAUUUCUUGUCUAUCAGUUCUCGAUUAAUCACCAACGAAUUCGCUUCCGACGGUGACAACAUAACUUCGAGGAAUAAACAGAAGGGGUAAAUGCAAAUGUCAGUUACGGAGGAUAGACAAUUUUGUUUGUUUAUAGUCCUGGUAACGCAGAGAAAGGAGAAAGAAGAGCACAAGUUGGAGAGAAGUAGUAGCGUCAGGCUCCACUGGCUGCUUCUGCAGUGUUUACCUUCCCUUGGAACAAUCACAACAAAUAAACUUGGACGUCUUUCUCUUUCUCUCUCUCCGUCUCUUCUGUUUAGUGCUAUUAUUCCCUCCCACAGCAGAGCAGCACCAACGGCUGCGUCAGUCUCAAAUUCUACGGUCCUUGUUUUGUGGGUGGCCUAACUUGCUCUGCUGACGGAAAUUUACUAAUAAUGAGAGGGUCGGUCUCUAAAUUCUCGUUCUGUUGUUCCAAUUCUAAAUGUGUUUUCAACAAUUUCUUGCUCUUCCUGCAUUUUCGAUUUUGUGUUAACAAGCUUUUGUCAACAUGAAGCACGACUUACCAUCCGCUGGAAGGUAUCAUACCGAUUUUUGAUUUAUUAUUUCUUCCGUUUAUCUUUUUCCUUCAAAGCUUUCCUCUUGAUUUGCGUUGUGUGCCGAUAACGGGUUGCUUCAUCAGUUAAUUAGGACAACUUUAGAACGAUAACGUAAAAAGGAAAUGGCUGUUGUUUUUUCUUCAGCAGCGUGGGCGGUCACAAAUAGUCAUGGCAGUUAUGUACCAACGUGUUGCUUUUGUUUCCACUCGUCUCUUCCAAACGGGGUUGUGUGUGUUUUGUUGACGAUAGAGAUGCUGCUGCCAACAAGCAAUCACUUUUCCCAUCCCUUUUCAUUUAGACUUCUUUCUCUUACAGAUCGGAGGAAGAAAGCUGUUUCGGAAGGAGGAGCUUCAUCUUGACACACGCCCAGUGUCUCUCGAACCUGCUUUUUUUUUCUUUAUAUAUUUUUUUUUCUAAACAGCCGAUGCCGCCGCAGUUGCUUCCGUCGAUUCACAUGACGCUUGAACCAUUCAAAGUACAGUCCGCUGUUGUUGAUUUCUUCGGUUUGACACAGAAUUGAAAAUAAAACUGACUGAUAAUUAGAAGGUCCAGAUUCCAUUGGAACACAGUCGUUUUGUGAACAGGGUGCCAGUAUCUUAUCAGCUCGGAUGUGCUUAUUGUUGAGUGACUUCAUCAGAUGUGAUACUAAAACUCCUAGGGGAAGUUUUAUUUUUCUCGUUCGUGACGAACAUUAAGGUUGUCACGGCCGUUUGCGUUCCAUUCUUCUUAUACCCAACAUUAUGGACGGUUCAUCUGCCACUUCGCAGCAAAUUUUAAUGGACUACUUUCGGAUUCCGAGUAAUCCAUCGGGAUGGAUACCUCAACAACAUUUCGGAUCAUAUAGUCCCUUCAGUCGUUACCUCUGGUCAGCGGCCGAAGGUUACCCGUCACUGGAAUUAAUUCCAUCAGCAGCCGCAACAGAAAAACCACCGUACUCCUACAUCGCACUCAUUGCAAUGGCCAUCCAAUCGGCUGCAGACAAAAAAAUCACCUUAAACGGCAUUUAUCAAUUCAUCAUGGACCGGUUUCCGUACUACCGAGAAAACCGUCAAGGAUGGCAAAAUUCAAUAAGGCACAAUUUAAGUUUAAACGAUUGUUUCAUCAAAGUACCGAGGGAGAAAGGUCGACCGGGGAAAGGUGCAUUUUGGACUCUUGACGCGGGAUGUUAUGACAUGUUUGAACACGGAAACUACCGACGUCGAAAGCGAAAGCCAAGAAUGAUCCAUCAAACAUCUAUCCAGCCAGCAACUCCACAACAUGAACAGCAGUCUCAGCUGAAUCGUCGUGAGGACAAAUUUGUUUUCAGCAUUGAAAAUAUUCUACGGCCAGAUCCGUUGCCUGAUCAAAAGGAACACAUCACGCCGCUUCCUCUCGUCUCCUGCUAUACAGGCCAACAACUUGUCAAUCAUCGCUUCGUCAACUCAUUAACAUAGUUAGUAAUACGAAGGAGUAGCGAUGGAAGGAAAAGAGGGGGGAAAAAUGCAAACUACAUCUUCUUCUUUCGUUUUUUUUUUUCUGUGUCCAACUUCAAACCAAUUAAAAAAAUUUAAUUGGUGUAGUAGGCUUUAUAUUUAUGUACAUCUUAUGACACGCUAUUCAUUAGCGACUAAUUAAAAAUGUCUGCAUUUUUCUCCCCUUUUUUUCCCAAGUAUUCUCUCUAUCUCUAUUUGAUUUCAUUUCUGAAAUAUAUAAGUGAACGUUAUGAUAUGCAUUGGUGUACGAUGAGAAGGAAGAAAAACCGGUGAAGCUUAUUUAGUGCCUUUGAUUUUCUACAACUUGUCAAUUCGUUAGCAAAUUUUUUUUCCCUUUGUUGUCGUAUUGUCUCUAGCUUUGUUUCUUGAUUAUUUGA
Daphnia carinata is the source of this 2865-nucleotide messenger RNA. Its product is annotated as forkhead box protein L1-like. The transcript is spliced from 3 exons. Gene Ontology annotation, biological process: regulation of transcription by RNA polymerase II; anatomical structure morphogenesis; cell differentiation. NCBI's taxonomy places the organism in Eukaryota, Metazoa, Arthropoda, Branchiopoda, Diplostraca, Daphniidae. Gene Ontology annotation, molecular function: DNA-binding transcription factor activity, RNA polymerase II-specific; RNA polymerase II cis-regulatory region sequence-specific DNA binding. The record is from RefSeq and is a predicted model, not a curated record. Bases 1757 to 2449 code for a protein of 230 amino acids.